Messenger RNA from Drosophila miranda, 3280 nucleotides. It is a transcript of the gene lovit, whose product is annotated as proton-associated sugar transporter A. The coding region runs from base 1159 to 3138 and encodes 659 amino acids. Lineage: Eukaryota; Metazoa; Arthropoda; Insecta; Diptera; Drosophilidae. The transcript has 8 exons. The record is from RefSeq and is a predicted model, not a curated record. Gene Ontology annotation, molecular function: sucrose:proton symporter activity. Gene Ontology annotation, cellular component: membrane.
GGUAAACCGAAACAAUCGAUGGUUACCAUCCCUAUUGUUUUUUAUUUUGAUUUUUUCACUACAAACACAAAAAUUAAAUACAAUGAAAAUUCCAAACGGAUUUAGACACGCAAAGUUCGCAGCGAUCAAAAAACAAUUUUAAAUAUUUAGACGCAGCUUGGAGUACCUUAAAAUAUUUCUGGAAAAUUCAGAUGGAAUUUUAAUUGUCAGAAAAAAACACGGUUUAAAAGAUGUCUGUCUUACCAUCUACUGAUUUAUCAAAUAAUAUUACAGUUAAAAAUUUACAAACGGUUAAGUCAAAUAGAAUACGUACAAUUGUUGAUGGAUUGUCUACAUUGUUAAAUGUUGGGAUAUGUCCAGACACUAUGACCCAAUGUGUGAGCCUUCUUGAAUGUGGAGUGCACUCCCAGUCUCUAGUUCAGUUCAUCAAAGAAUUAAAGGCUUUUGAAUGCACUACCAUGUCCUCCAAUUAAUUAAACAUUUUUUGUUUUUAGUUUUAUUUAUUUUAUGUUGUAUUUGAACAGAUUACUCUUAACAUUCAAUGUUAAUCCUAAUAUCUAUUUUACCGGGCACUGCAUGCUUUGGCCUUCGACUCGAACGAUGUUUAUUUAUUUGAUUUUGUCUAUGGGUACUUAAUUUUGUUGAUAUUUAUACAGUUUAGCUUGCUUAAUAAAUUCGUUUAUGGUGUAAAUAUUAUUUAUGGUGGGGGAUUUGAGUAAUGGGUAAGUGGGUUUAGUGGAGUGUUUUUCAGUGGAGAUACAUAGAUAGCUUGGUGUUGAUGUUCGGCUGAGAGCGAGCCCCAAAUUGGAGUCUGUCGCUUUGGUAUGGGCAAUUUAUGUUCACUAACAAAUAUUCAAUCUGCUCAGAAAAUAGAAUCAGAUAUUACUUUAAAAUAACUUUCUUCCGCACUCUCAAGCUUAAGGGCUCGCGCACACUGUAGCUGGAAGCUGAGCUGAUCUGAGAGCCUUUUUCAAGCAGAAUCAGCUUUUAGGGCUCGCGCACACUAUAGCUGAAAGCGGAGCUGAAAUCAAAGCUGAAAGCUCAGCUGAUCUGAGAGCUUUUCUCAGGCAGAAUCAGCUUGCAGGUGCGUACAUUGUCGGCUGAUCUGAUUGCUGAAAGCUGAAAGCCAUAGACUCUCUCUCUUUAAACGUUACCAAAAUGUUGUCGUCGCGCGUGCGUAAAUUGUUGCUGUGCGAAAAUGUGCAAAUGAAAAAACUAUUCAAUGAAAGGAAAAUACGCAGAGAGAUUUGGGUGCACGAAAUUUUUCGGAAUCGCCCGGUACUUGGGGAAUUUCACCGUAUGUAUGAGCAGCUUCGAACGUUCCCAAUAAAAUUUGCCGAAUACGCAAGAAUGCAGGUGGAGACCUUUGACUAUAUUUUAAAUAAAAUUGAAUCGCGAAUUCAAAAGCAGCAGACAUUCCUUCGAGAACCAAUUGGACCCAAAGAAAGACUUUUUGUUACAUUGCGAUGUAAAUCGCGUUCUGAAUUGAUACGUGUAUCUGCUGCAGUAAUGGGCAUUGAGUUUUCGUACGCGGCAGAAACAGCAUUUGUGUCUCCGACUCUACUUAAAAUCGGAGUUGAGCAUCAGCAUAUGACAUUGGUUUGGGCAUUAUCUCCUCUAGUCGGAUUUUUUUUAUGCCCAAUAUUGGGAUCAUUAUCUGACCGAUGCAAGUUAAAUAUGGGACGACGGCGGCCAUUUAUAUUACUGCUAUCAAUCGGAGUAGUUUUUGGACUUCUUUUGGUACCAAAUGGUGAAAGUUUGGGUUAUUGGUUUGGCGACGAAAAUCAGUACCCGCCUAAUGUAUUUUCAGUAAGCAACAUGACGCAAAAUGCCACUCACAAUAUGCAUAGCUCUUCAAAGAACUCCCAUCCUUGGGGAAUUUUUUUUACUGUUUUGGGGACUGUUCUUCUUGACUUUGACGCAGAUGCUUGUCAAAGUCCUUCAAGAGCGUAUCUUCUGGAUGUGUGUGUUCCCGAAGAUCAUGCCAAGGGUCUCUCUACUUUCACUAUAAUGGCAGGACUGGGAGGAUUUUUUGGCUAUUCAAUGGGAGGCCUUAACUGGGAUGACACAGAAAUUGGUCGUCGAUUGGGAGGACAUGUCAAGGCUGUUUUCUCAAUUAUAACGUUUAUAUUUGUGGCUUGUGUUACAAUAACAAUUACCAGCUUUUCCGAAAUUCCACUUUGGGCACUAUCGGGCUCAGAAAAUAAUGACAGUCGAAAGGAACAAGAACAGUUAGAAGUGCCUCUUUCAACUUACGGUGCUAUUGACAUUGACGUAUCAAGCAAGAACGCUGAAAAUAAGAAAGAGCUUAUAACUGGAACGACAUCAGAUCACACCUCAACCUUGAAGGAUGUUGAUGAAACUUCAUUCACAGAACUUCCAGAACCCUUAACACAAACAAUUGAAGUGGAAAAUUUACAACAGACGCAGAGCUCCGUACAAAUAGAGACAUUAUCACACUAUUUACUAUCCAUUAUAUACAUGCCAUACUCCUUGCGAAUGGUAUGCCUCACGAAUCUUUUUUGUUGGAUGGCGCACGUUUGCUACUCACUUUAUUUUACUGAUUUUGUGGGCGAAGCUAUAUUCAAUGGUGACCCAAAGGCAACAGAAGGCUCAAACCCUCAGAUCCGUUACGAAGAGGGCAUUCGCUUCGGAUGUUGGGGAAUGGCAAUGUAUUCACUGUCAUGUGCUUGCUAUUCCCUUGUUAUAGACAAGCUUAUUCAACGUUUUCGGGCCAAGCUUGUAUACAUUGGAGGUCUUUUUUUUUAUUGCACUGGAAUGGCCUUAAUGGCCUUGACUCGAGCCAAAAUAAGUGUCAUACUGUUUAGCUGGACAGCGGGUGUUAUGUAUUCUACUCUCUUCACCAUGCCAUAUUUACUUGUAGCACACUACCACUAUUUAUCCACGUUUGAGUUAGAUGAAAAUGGACAAGCAAAACAUGGAUCAGGAGUAAGAGGAUUGGGCACUGAUAUUGCCAUUAUAAGUAGCAUGGUAUUCUUAGCCCAGUUUAUUUUAUCUAUGUGUAUGGGUACAAUUAUUAAAAUAUCGGGUACUACAACAGCUGUUAUUUAUACUGCAAGCUUCUUGAGCCUCUGUGGAGCAUUUUCUGCUACAAAGAUAAUGUAUUUGGACUUAUAAGUCUUUUAAAACAAAACAAAAAUUAUUAAGAAUGCAAAUGUUACGCACCUUAAUACGUGCUAAGAAUUAAUGCAAUCAAACUUAUUUAUUAUUAAGUUGAAGGUAAUAAAUCAACGACUAUAUAUUCAAUUAUUAAAGAAUC